AUGGCCGAGUCAAAUCUACCACCACUUAGAAUCCUCUCGCUUGAUGGCGGGGGAGUCCGCGGAUUGAGCUCGCUGAUGAUCUUACAGGACAUUAUGAGCACCAUAUCGCAGCAGGAGAAAUCUUCGCAUAUUCGCCCAAAGGACGAUGACACGCCAUUGAAGCCGUGCGAAUACUUUGACAUCAUCGGCGGGACAUCUACCGGUGGAAUUAUUGCCAUUUUACUCUCCCGUUUGCGCCUGGACGUACCGGCAUGUAUAGAUAUCUACACUCAGUUAGCGGAGGAAAUAUUCAGCAAAGACCGUUCAAUCAAGAUAUUUGGAACGCCGCUCCGAUUUGCGGGGGCUCGAUUCUCAGGGGCAGUAUUGGAGAAAGCUAUCAAGCGGGUGUUGGUCGAGAAUAGCUUCGACCCGGAGGAGAAAAUGUUCGACGAGACGCUCACGCUACGUGAGAAGGAAAUCCGUCGUCGAGUGGAUACCGGCCAACUCACAAAACUAGAAGUAACCCAUAGUGGGGGUGUCCGGGAUGUAAUCGAGAAGAAAACCUGGCGAACGUCUACAAAUAGCAAUUUCUCCCUCAAACCCGCACAGGAUUCUAAGCCAGAUCCAAACACCCACAGUCCACAAACCCCCAAGCCGGGCUGUCAUGGCAUCGUGGUCGCAGUCUACAAACACGCCGUUGGCGUACCGAAACUGUUUCACACAAACGAUCCCGACGAUCGUAAAACUAAAAUCUGGCAGGCCCUCCGAGCGACCUCGGCAGCCCCCACCUUUUUUGACGAGAUCACGUUCGGCACGCCCAAGAUCACCUACAUUGACGGCGGUCUCGGUUAUAACUCCCCGUGCGCCGAAAUCGAUUUUGAGGCCAAAACCCGCUGGCCUGGUCGAGAAAUUGGCGUAAUCGUCAGCAUCGGUACAGGUUUACAAACCAUCCCAGCUAUAAGGCGUGGAUUGCGUUGGCUACCCUUCGGCCUUCAUCGCGAAUUGUCACUCGCGGGUGCCCUUGUGGCGAUGGCGACUAGCACGGCGAGAGUUGAUAAUGAGGUGCAGAGGAUGUAUAGGGAUGCACAAACAGAGUAUUACCGCUGGGAUGUUGACUCGGGACUUGGCGAGAUUUCUUUGGAGCAGUGGAUGAAGGAAGACGAAAUGGGAAGUGUUACUAGGCGAUACCUGGACGAUCCUGAUCAGGUUAUACGCAGGCAGAAGUUGGCUAGAACUAUCGUUGGGAUUUCGACUAAGAGGAGAGUUGUUGAGUGUUCUGCUGGGAGGUUCACCGUCACCACAAUCCCCGCAGGGGAAAAGGCUGCGAGCUGGUCGUUAGAAAGCCUAUCCCUUCCGGGCGUGCCCGGAAACAGCCGUGCAGGUCCAAUACCUGUCCUGGAAGACCUGGACCACGACGGCACCCGCGCCGAGUCACAAAUCCUAACCUGCAACCGCGCCCUCACUUCAUCAGUAGACCUCCGAACGCUAAUUUCCGGCGUGCCCACAGGCCGUUACAAGGCCCGCUUCAUCCUCCGCUCUUCGAUACCCGUAUCUUCGUCAUCCCCCCUUCGCCCUCCAGGCGACUUGAUCCUCUCGGCCGGGAGACCUUACGAUGCAAAGACGUUUACGAAUCGCUUCGUCGAUAGAUACAUUUCCUUGGACGUGGUUCCCGCGCUGCUAUACCCGGAUGCAGCGAGAAUUAGGGUUACCGCUCAGGAAUGGGCUGUGAGGAGUGAACAGAGUGGUAACAGCGGGUGGUUUGAAGUUUCUGGAGAUGCGGAGGUGGAGGUUUGUGCGGCUGGGUGUGUUGGGGUCGUGGUUAGCUGUUUGAUGAGGAAUGGGGGGGAUGGAGAAGGGGAUGAUGGGCAGAUUUGUGGUGGGUGGGGGUUUGGGGGUGUGAGGUUGGUGCCGAUCUAG
Messenger RNA from Tuber melanosporum (Perigord truffle), 1896 nucleotides. RefSeq lists its product as uncharacterized. Gene Ontology annotation, biological process: arachidonate metabolic process. The coding region runs from base 1 to 1896 and encodes 631 amino acids. The transcript has a single exon. Lineage: Eukaryota; Fungi; Ascomycota; Pezizomycetes; Pezizales; Tuberaceae. Gene Ontology annotation, cellular component: membrane. The record is from RefSeq and is a predicted model, not a curated record.